Messenger RNA from Rhizopus microsporus ATCC 52813, 1209 nucleotides. Its product is annotated as zf-DHHC-domain-containing protein. The record is from RefSeq and is a predicted model, not a curated record. Gene Ontology annotation, cellular component: Golgi apparatus; endoplasmic reticulum. Gene Ontology annotation, molecular function: protein-cysteine S-palmitoyltransferase activity. Bases 96 to 932 code for a protein of 278 amino acids. Gene Ontology annotation, biological process: peptidyl-L-cysteine S-palmitoylation; protein targeting to membrane. NCBI's taxonomy places the organism in Eukaryota, Fungi, Mucoromycota, Mucoromycetes, Mucorales, Rhizopodaceae. The transcript is spliced from 6 exons.
GGGCUUUCAGUAUAUCUAUUGUUCUAUUAUUAGCACCUUCUAUCCUAUUUUUCAUAUUUACGUAAGAGACAACAUAUAUACAAGAAUAAUGCGGGAUGAUUCAUGCUUUAGUUAACAGAUGCCCUUGGUUAUGGCAUAACAUGUCACCGGCAGUGCCCAUCGUGUUUGCAUAUCUGUUUGUUCUCGCUCUUGCCUCCAUGCUAAAAACCUCGUGGACAGACCCUGGUAUUUUACCUAGAAACCUAGACAAGAUAGCACAACCAGAGAAUCAAUCAAGAGAGGAUACCUAUGGUUAUCCAUACUCUUCCAUGUCAGACUAUAGCAUAUUGCCUUCACCUAAAGAAGUUAUGAUCAAGGGCAUGCUCGUACGAUUAAAAUAUUGCGAAACAUGCUGUAUCUAUAGACCACCAAGAGCAAGCCAUUGUAGACAAUGUAAUAAUUGUGUAGAAAACGAGGACCAUCACUGUAUUUGGUUAAAUAACUGUGUUGGCAAGAGAAACUACAAGAGCUUCUUUACAUUCGUUAUUUGUUGCUUCUUGCUUUGCUGUCUUGCUGCUGCAUUUUCACUGUACCAGGUCAUUUUUACAGCACUAGACAUUGGAUCAUUUCAAAUUGCCUUACAAAGGGAACCUAUCAGUUUUGCCGUCGCCUUAUUCUGCCUUAUUUUGCUCCUUCCUGUCUCUUGCCUCACUGGGUAUCACUGUUUCCUGGUGAUGAGAGGUGUAACGACACACGAGCAGUUAAGAUCAAAUCUGGCUGCAAACCCAUUUGAAGAACACCCCUUCGAUUUUGGCAACCCCUUCUCCAACAUGAUUCAUGUGCUUUGUAGACCUCGAAAUAAAAGUUAUAUUGGAAGACGUAAAUUCGUAGAAGAAGUCUAUGAGAUUGAUACGUCAAAUUUAAACAAUCCCCUUACAUCAUCACCACACUAAUACGAGGUCACACACUCCUCUUUCUCUCCUCUUUUUUUUUUUUUUUAUUUCCUUUUUUAUGACUCCUUAUAUUUUACCUAUAGAACCUUCAGCUAAAGGGUCGCUACAGACUGAGCUAUUAAUAUUGAAUAAACUAUUGGAUGGUGUACGGAUUAUUGCAUACAGCAUCUAUUGUGUAUAUAUUUAUCUUCUUUAUAUAUAGGACAUAUUAGAACUCUCGGCGCGUCUUUUGGAUUACAAUGCAGCUAAAGCUAAUAACAAACUAGAGACCAGUACU